Molecule: messenger RNA, 2026 nt
Organism: Lycium barbarum (goji berry)
Lineage: Eukaryota; Viridiplantae; Streptophyta; Magnoliopsida; Solanales; Solanaceae
Exons: 3
Coding region: 362-1018 (218 amino acids)
Source: RefSeq, a predicted model, not a curated record
CUAUAUUUGACGGAUACCUUUGUAAAUUUCAAAUCAUCUUCCUUAAUUCUUCUCUCAGUCAAAUCAUCAAACACUUAGCCUUCAAUCCACAAAUUCUCUUCUUUUAAGCCCUUUCCCCACCAUUUUUCUUCACCAAAAAUCAAAAUAUCCAUUUAUAGAAGAAAAACAGAGAUGGGUUUUUCAAAAAGAACCUUGUGCGCGUAAAUUUCAAGUCACUUUACCCAAUUUUUCUCUCAGACAAUUCAUCAAACACUUUUUCUGUAAUCCACAAAUUCUCCUCUUUUAAACCCUUUUUCCACCAUUUCUCAGCACCAAAAACUCAACAAAAAUCAAUUUCUCCAUUUAUAGAAGAAAAAUAGAAAUGGGUUUUUUGAAAGAAGAUAAAAAAACCAGAGUUUUGAGAUGGGUCAAAACUAUUUUUUUCUUGAUUUCUAUGUUGAUUUCAUUUUUACUUUUUUCUGCCCCAGUUCUUCUUGUUAUUGCAGAUACAAUUCUUCCUUCACUAUUAUUAUCUGCUUCUAUUUCACCAUCUUAUCUAUCUGUUCAAACUUUUGCUUCUCAUCUGAGUAAUUAUGAUUUUCGGUAUUCACUCAUUGAUAUUCCUCUCAUCUCCAUCGUCAGGUCCGUCAUCAUUUUAUGUGUUUAUAGCUUAUGUGAUGGACCAAGGCUAUCAAGAGGACCAUAUUUGGGAAUUGCCACAAUUUGUUCAGUGUCAUCUUUGGUGUUUGUAUCUUUGAAGGCUUCAUAUGUGUUUGCACACAGUUCGAAUUUGGAUCGAGGAGGAUACGUUCGAGCUAUGGAGAUGGCGUUAUUCGUAUGCUCGUUAGCGUUAGCCGUUGCACAUGUAGUUGUGGCGUAUCGAAUUAGCUGCAGGGAAAGAAGAAAGCUUCUUGUUUACAAAAUUGAUAUUGAAGCUGUCUCAGCAUUCAAGACCGGAUCAUUUUAUAGAUAUCUUAAAGUUACUCCCAGCAGAAAGAGUGAAGUUAAACUCAAAUCUACAGAGUCCAUAUGCACAUGAAAUUGUUCUUCUGGUUUCUUUCGACCAAAUCCAGUUUCCACAGGGCAGGUUUCAGGUAAUUAAUUGCCAUAUCAUCUUCUUAAUUUUGAAAAUAUUCUAUUUGAUCCACUGUGCACUAAGUUUUUAAGCCUGAUUAGGCUAACCGAUUAAAAGUAGGCGAUAAGCAUCAAGUGCUGGAAAAGUACUUUUAGGGUCUGAAACUAAUUUUGUAAAGAAUUUGUUACGUAUUUGGAUAGAAGUGUCGAAACUGAUAAUAAGCAAUUAGUUGGUAAAAAGAUGCAGAUAAGCAUUUUUUCUUUUGAAAUGAUCGAAACGUCGUUAGAAACUAUUUAGAAAAUAUAUAAAUAUAAAGGUUUUUUUUACAUACAAGGACGAAUGACAGUAAUAAAAUUGAGAUAUAAUUAACAAUAGUAUGUUUUAAGAAGAGUAUUUAGGAUAUUGCAAAAGAUAUUAGGGAUAAUAUCGUAAAAAGGUUUGGUCAAAUCAAAAUCAAAAGUCAGGAGUGGCCAACUUAUGCUUUGGACUGAUUUUUAUGUUUACCAAACACUGAAAUAAGCCAAAAACUACUUAUGAAUUAGUUUGACCAACUUACAAAAUUUACGGAACAAUCUCUUUUGUACCGUAGGCCAUGUGCUGCCACCAGAUUCAUACUCAGAUUAUUGCUUUAUUUUUUUCAUUUACUCUUUUAUGAAUUAAUUUUUUCUUUUAAACUUUCCAGUCAUAGUACAUAACUGACUGACUCUUUUACAACUGUUCUGCUUUUGCAAGUAUAUCCAAAGGAGAGAUCUGAAGCCUGAUUGGUCAAGAGAAAUAGUCUAUAUAUAGUAAUAUAUAUAUAAAAAAUACAAUAUACUACUCAAGAUUAUGUAUAUGUGCAAAUGUGGUGUGUUCUGUGUCAGCAGAUAGUAAUACAGGACAAGAGCAUUAUGAUUCAGCACCCAUUGCUCCGCUUAAGCAACUUGUACAGAUAUUUGUUCUACUUUAAUGCCAAUUGUGUUUCACAGAUUA